UCACCAUGAACCAGAGCUUUAAAAGCUGCCAGAUUGCACUUUUCAUGAAUAAACCUUGCAGCAAAACCUCGGGUUGCAGCUCACCAUGAAAACUACUUCCGCUCUUGUUUUGGCUCUCAGUUGCUUGACAAGUAUUUUGGCAAAUGUUAUGGUUCAAGAAGGAAAGUACAUGUUCCCUCUGGAGGAUGUGAAGAAGCUGUGGACGUUGAUGAGCACUCAGAAUAAAAGUAACCUAGAUACUAGCGGCUCUGUCUCAACCAAGCUCUGCCCUUGCUCUACACUACCAAAGGUGUUUCAAUCAGUUUGCUCCUUGGAAGAUGCUGAUAAAGUUUUUCUCAGGCUGGAGCUAUUAGCAAAGAGUGCUGACAUGUGUGAAAUCUGCGCCUAUGCUGCCUGCACCGGCUGUAACUCGGUGAAUAUUACAAAAGUACUGUAAAGCUGCAUAAUUGAAUGAAUGUAGCUGACAGGACCAUUUGAUGAAUAGUUACAUCACGUACAGUAUAGUCUUCUGUUUAUAGUACUAGAGUCUGUCAGUAUGCAGAGUGAUCGCUGCAAUAUGACUUGCAAUAUCACAUGGGACGCUGCAGCCAGAGAGGUAGAGCUGUGACAACGCUAAUCCUGUGACCAUCCCCUUGAUCAGACAACCACCAAGUGAUGGCCUUCACUACCACACUCACCUCUAUGAUUUGUCCUGCCAGUUUACAUCUGCCUUAAUAGGGAAAUUUCUAAUGACUUUUCUGGAAUUGGAUAAAGCUCCACAAAGCAGUGCGGUGAUGUAGUGCGUAGUACAUCUGGCUGGUGACCCCAGAGUCCCAGGUCGAAUCCUGACCUGUGUGGAGUUUACAACUGCUCCUUGUGACCAUGUGGGUUUUCUGUGGGUCCUCUGGCUUCAUCCCCAUCUGUUUAAAGUGAUUUGAUUGGGUUAAUUGGCUGCUGUAAAUUUCCCAUGAGCUGCUAGGAAUUGAUGGGAAUGUGUUUUGGGGAAAAUUUCAGGGGACAUGGGAUCCCUCAGUAAACUAGCAUAGACUUGAUGAGCAGAAUGUCUUCUUUCUAUGUUGUAUGAAAUUAUUAAAAUGAAAGGUUAUAAUAAAAGUCUCUGGGGUUG
Messenger RNA from Mobula hypostoma (lesser devil ray), 1105 nucleotides. Its product is annotated as guanylin-like. The record is from RefSeq and is a predicted model, not a curated record. Gene Ontology annotation, cellular component: extracellular region. Gene Ontology annotation, molecular function: guanylate cyclase activator activity. Bases 86 to 436 code for a protein of 116 amino acids. The transcript is spliced from 3 exons. Lineage: Eukaryota; Metazoa; Chordata; Chondrichthyes; Myliobatiformes; Myliobatidae.